This is a messenger RNA of Lytechinus pictus (painted urchin), 5809 nucleotides long. RefSeq lists its product as uncharacterized. The transcript is spliced from 2 exons. Bases 821 to 1714 code for a protein of 297 amino acids. NCBI's taxonomy places the organism in Eukaryota, Metazoa, Echinodermata, Echinoidea, Temnopleuroida, Toxopneustidae. The record is from RefSeq and is a predicted model, not a curated record.
AUAAGAUUUCCUGAUAAAUAAUCUCAAAUUCAAAUCAGACAUAAUAUGCACGAAUCGUUAGAAAAAACAUCGAUACACUUCCUCGUAUUAGUCGUAUAUAUAACAUAAACGGAACCACGAGCGAGCACGAGAAAACGGGGCGGGUUCCAAAGUCAACAAGGGCUUAUACUGAUGUUAAUUAGACAAGAAUCAUUUAAGAUGAGCAGAAAUUGGCAAGGCGAAGCGUUGAAGUUGUUUCAUAAGCUGCCAUGGAAUAGUCACAUUGCAUGAUGUUCUGUUAUGAUUUGCCAGAUUUGAACUUAAAUUGAAGCAGUUGAUUUCUUUCUGGUGGAUCCUUCUUAAGAGAUAGACUCUGACACAUACGGAAUACCUUUCGCGUUGAGGGAUAUAGGAUGCUAUACGAUGAUCUGAGAUACCUUGGAAGACAAUGGUGACCUGGGAAGGUGUGCUCUGGACAUGAGGGCCAAUGCUGUUCGCUGUGCAUUGAGUUGACACCACUACCCAAACGUCAUCAUUUUGGAUAUAGGCCUACCUGAUGGAACAUAAUAUAAACAAGUAAAUUGGUUCCCUGAUCUGAAGGGUGGCAACAAUGGAGGAAGAAUUGGUUUAACCGAAUUAGACUGUUAUAGGGUGUAUCCAAGUAAAUAUGCUAAGAUACGGAGUAAUGAAUGUUGAAUCGUUACAUUGUGGCCCCUAAGUUGCAUCUACAUGACCUGGUUGAUAUUUACGUAAUUCGGCUUGGAUUUGAAUAGUACAUGUAUUUCUGUGUGAUAACUAUAUUAUUCGCCUUCUUUCAAGGACAAUAAUAUUAUCCGAGAUCAUGCCUCAACGUCAGCGUGAGCUCCGUACGAUGCAAGGCAUGUCUUACCGCCAAUCUCCGGCGGAGGCACUCAGCGGAUGCCGUCAUCUACGGUGCAAGGCAUUCCUGAUCAUUGUCCUCGGCGUCCUGAUGGUAGCAUCGUUCCCUGCCACCUACGCCUCGGCUCUCCUCAUCGUAGGCGUGUUCCUCAUCCUCCUCGGGUUCGCUCUCGCGUUCAUGUACUGCGUCGCCAGGGACGUCGGGAAGGACAACCCGGAAGCUGGGCAGGGUGUCAAUCGCAGUUGGGACCGUCUCCGUCGUCAACGACUUCAAAGACGUCGUCGUAGGAACUCGUCGGGGAGAAGACCUGCUAAUGCCCAUCAGUCAUCAGAAGAACAUAAUCAACAUGACGAUGACGAUGAACAUGAUACUCCUCCGCCAUCAUAUGAGACUAGCAUCAGUGUCGAAGAGCUUAUGCGCUGCCCGGAGCCGUCUGAUUGGACCUUUCUACCAUCCGAACCACCUGUAUACUUCCCACCAAUCACAGCUCUCGACACAAAUCAUUCUUCCACCGCAGCGGAUGACCACACGGAAACCGACCAAUCAGCAUUGCCGAUUUAUAGCAUCAGUCGUGAGAUGAGUUACACGCUGCCAACGUAUGAACAAGCACUUGAUGAAAGUAAUACGCCUGGUACGGGGAAUGAAAAUAAUGACGACGAUGACACACAGUUUCUUACUGAUCAAAGCAUAGUCGUGGUUGAAGUAGACGAUGAUCGUCAGAUUGACGCCGAACAAACUUCUUCAGUAUUACGUGAAACUAGUAUAUCCCACUCUCACAUAACACAACCGUUAACCACCAUAUCCGCAUUGAGUAACAAUGAGAAUUCUGAUACUUUUACACAGGUAUUGAUUUAGACAUUUUUGUUACACGAGUUUCUAUAUCGAUAUCAUGACUAAAAUUUUCUUUCUAUUUUUAGCCAAUUCUUCCCUUUCCUAUAUUUUCUUCACUUUUUCUUCAUCUUCUUCUUUUUCUUCUUCUCCACAUUCUUCUCCCUUCUUUUUCUUCUUCUUCUCCUCCUCCUCCUCCUUCUUCUUAAUUAUAUUUCUUUCUUUUCUCCUUCUUCGCCAUUAUCAUCAUCUUCUUCUUCUCCUCUAACUCCUCCUCCUUCUUCUUCUUCCUCCUCCUCCUCCUCCUCUUCUUCUUCUUCUCCUCCUACUUCUUCUUCUCUUUCUUUCUUUUAUCCUUCUUCGCCAUUAUCAUCUUCUUCUUCUCCUCCAACUCCUCCUCCUUCUUCCUCCUCCUCCUCCUCUUCUUCUCCUUCUUCUUCUUAUUCUGUUUUGUCUUUCUUUUUUGUCUUUGACUUCAUCUCCUCAAUUUCUUCUUUCCCUUUUGCUGAUUUUUGGGCGCAGCUAUUAUUGGGCGGGGCGGUUGUCAUCUGAGUCCCAUCUGGAUCAACCUAUAUACGAGGUAUCCGAGGUAUUUACAGGGUGAUAUUAUGAAAGCUUUUAUAUUAUACGACUUAUCUAUGCAAAACCUAGGGCUCGUUUCAAAAUAAGAACUUUGCAGUAUCAGUUUAAAGCUUAUUGAAGUCAUUCGAUUAAUUUGGUUGGCUGACAGUAAGCUUGUUAUAGAUAUUGUCAAUGUGUUAUGCUAACAAGUCUUUAUGAGCUGUACAUAGAGAAGGAAGAAAUGUGAUGAAAAUAACCUGGAAGAGUAAUCAAUAAAUCGUUAUCAAUGAAAUGUAUCAGGUUCAGGGUGGCUUUUUUAUGUCAAAACAUAUUCCAUGCAGGGAUGUCACCAACAUUUGUUUAUAGGGGGAGACCAUUUAAAGAUGACGUCAUCCACACCUCCAUCGAAUGACAGGAUAGUUUAAAGUUACAUGACUCACACCAUUAUGUUUACAUUAUUUUUUCUUCCAUUCUCUUUUCUUUGUAAAUAUUUGUUUUCACUAGUGAAAAAUCAAAGGGGAGACCCCCCCCCCCCCCGGUGGCGCCCUCUCCGAAUCCAUGUUACACAAUACUUUCAUCAAGACAUGUAGGAACCUUUAUUUUAAAACGUAUCGGGAAAAUUGACUAUAAUUAUGACAGAUUGAAGUGACUAGUGGUGCGCGUGGAUCGAAAGGGAAAAUCGGGAUUUUAAAAAAAAUUGAGAUUUCCUUCCUCUCUUCUUUCAAAUAUACAAUCCGCAUUGAUUUGGAAACAAUGUGAGUAUAAAAAUAUCAAUAGCCUAUAUAACGAAAGUACAAUAAAAAGAUAUUGACCUGUAUUCUGAAAUGUGGUUUAAACUGUGGCCUCAAGUUGUGGUUCAAUGGACAGCCUGCCAAUUGUGACAAUGAAGUAUCUUUAACAGUACAAAAUCGGUUUAUUGACUCAUUUGAAACUCAAAUCACUCGUAAACGACUGCGAAUAAUUACUGAAAUAGUUCCCUUCAUCAUAAAAAUAUGAGGAAAGAGACCAAUAUAGAAAGGAAACAUAUAAUAUUAAUGCAUUUUAAAGUUGUGGCUUUUCAUAAUGUUAACACAGAGUUAGACCAUGUCCUAAAGUAAUACGGACUAUAUAUUCCAAUACAUUUAUUUCAGUGCGUACUGCAUGCUAAUUGGGACAACAUAUUUUCAUACUGCUCAGGUUAAUGUUAUACAGAUAUCUUGGGGUUGGUGAUGUAUACUGUAUUAAUGUAUUAAUCUUUUUUUAAUAAUAAAUUAGAUACCCAUUUCUUGUGUACUGAAUUAAAAACAAACAAGGUAGUUCUAAUGUUGUUCAGCAGUGUAUUCUAUUCAAUGAUUGUUUCUAAAUAGUUUAUAUGUAUAUACAAAUGAUAGAAAAUUGUUUAUUUUAGAAACAGUAUCACGCCUUUUUCUCAGAUUUUAAAAAGGUUAUGUUUGUGUUCCUUGUAUCAGACGAUUAUAUUUUUCAACGUUUAUAUAAUGAACUAAUAUAUUUAUAGAAAUAUGCUCCAUUUACAGCUUCAAUAAUCAAUGGAAGAAAAAGAAGAUACAGUUUUUAUAAAGAGGAAAUCAUCAUCGUAGUUUGUUGAAUAUCGAUCGUCAUUUAAUAUUCUGUUGAAGAUAUGCUCUAAAAAAAGGUUUACAUAAUAUUGGGUAACUUGGGAACAUGUAUGUUUGUUAGGUAAAGAAAUACCAAAUAUUUUGUAAAUUUUACGCAAUUUUGCGUUGAAAUUUACCAUUCAAACAUGCAUUUUGCCCAAUAUUGAGGGAGAAAAUUACCCAGCAAACAUGCAUGUUCCCUUUCUACCCAAUACUGUGUAAUUUUUUCACUCUCUGUUUUUAGAGUGUAUAAGUCUUUUCACAGGUGUAAAUAUGCAAGACGAAUUUGGGGGUCCAUUGCCCUCAAGCCCCCCCCCCCCCUUCCCCACCCACAAUCUGUACACCAUUGCUCGCCGUGCAACAAUCACACCAACAAACCGACCCAAUCCGAUGAAUGGUAUAUGUCACUGCGAACUACGCGAUAAAAGUCUUUAAUGUGACUGUGGCAUCAAACGGACCAAACCGACUCCUGAUGGGGCCCGUAACACAAAGGUUAGCGAUUAAUCGCUACAUGAAAUCAGCGUUGCAUGCGCAUUUUAUUCAGUAGACUGACUAAUAGCCAAUCAGGUCCCCGUUGCAAAAAAAGUUACCAUUAAUAAUAAUAAUUAUAAUUGCUUAUACAGCGCUUGACACUAACUUUAUCAGAAGUUUCUAAGCGCUCUACAGUAAUGCAGCAUAAUUACCAUGACUUUAGCAGAGCAUUAUUAUGGUAACUUUGCCAUCCAAUGGUAACUACCAUGGUAAAGCUGAUCAACAGCCAAUCAAAAUCUAGGAUUUCAUGGAAGUUACCAUUGGAUGGUGAGUUACUAAAUGGUUACAUUAUGCAACGCGGCCCAGAAUUGUUUCUUUCUUUCGUUGCAGAAAUGGUCGCGAUUAAACGCAAGUCAGAAAGUCAAGCGCAUUAGAAAUCUACAUUUUCUAUCAUUUGUUUCGUUAAGGCAGACAAAAUGUCAAAGAAAUACAGGAUUUAUAUGACAAUGGUAACUUUUAUUCGAUUUUUCCAUAGAUAGAUACAUUAUAUAAACAGAUUAUAUAUAGUAACGACGAUAUGAAAUAACCCAGAUUACCGUAAAAUGAUAAUACAAAAUGUAAGUGGCAUCACAAUAAUCAGUUGCAAUAAUGCAACUGAUAUAUAAACAUAAUAAUGAAUACAUACACUCUUUAAAAAAAAUUAGUCAAAUUGAAUAGAUCAGUUGGGUGCACUGAUAUAUCCAGUCAUAUUUUCGACGUAUAUUUCAGUCAGAAAUAACUCUGUUCUAGUAAAAUACGACCAUAAUGAUAUAGUCAAAUAUGACUAGAAUAACAGUUUCACCCUUGCAGCUCACCCUAUCAACUAGUUAUUUUGACUGAUUUAUUUUGAAAGUGAACAUGAAAUAAAAAUCAACGCAAUGACAUCUAUACAAUACUAAAUUUUGAUAUUGAUGAGACCAAUUCAUAUGUUCAUCCAAAUUAAAUCGCUCCCAAAUGUUAACCCCCCCCCCCUAAUUUUAUCUUUAUACCGACUCAACUUGAUUGAUAAGAUCUGCAGGAGGUUUUCAAAGUGUGACCGUAGCCAUACAAACAUGAUUAUCGUGUCACGUACACUUUUCCAUCUCUUUCGUUUUCCUGUUGAUCAGCGAGGUCCGUCUGUGAGUGAGUGCUGGGGCUGGAUUCUGGAGAACUUUAAUCUCUCUUUUUCUUAUUUCCUUUUCUAUUUUAAUUUCCCCUAUUUCCUUUUAAUUUAACAGGUUCAUGCUCAAGUUGUUAUUUUCAUUUUUAUAUGCUAUGCAACUACAAGAAUAUUUACUAGGAGGCUGCACUCUACAAGCUCCGCUUUUUAGCAGCCUCCUCCAUUUCCAACCUGAUAUGUAAUAAUCUUGAAUAUAAUUUUUGUACAGGGAUACUUGAAAUAUGUUUUGUUAUUUAUAUGUCAAAAUGUACAAAACAAACUGUAAUCGUUGAAAAUGGAAAUAAACGAAAUGAAAUG